Molecule: messenger RNA, 1086 nt
Organism: Pogoniulus pusillus (Red-fronted tinkerbird)
Lineage: Eukaryota; Metazoa; Chordata; Aves; Piciformes; Lybiidae
Product: olfactory receptor 14A16-like
Exons: 1
Coding region: 1-933 (310 amino acids)
Biological process (GO): G protein-coupled receptor signaling pathway
Cellular component (GO): membrane
Molecular function (GO): olfactory receptor activity; odorant binding; G protein-coupled receptor activity
Source: RefSeq, a predicted model, not a curated record
AUGUCCAACGUAAGCUAUGUCAGUGAGUUCCUCCUGAUGGAAUUCACAAACAUGAGGCAGCUGCAGCUGCUGCACUUCUGCCUCUCCCUGGCCACCUACCUGGCUGCCCUCUUGAGCAACAGCCUCAUCAUCGCCACCAUUGCCUGGGACCACCACCUGCACACCCCCAUGUACUUCUUCCUCAUGAACCUUUCUCUCCUAGACCUUGGCUCCAUCUCUACCACCAUCCCCAAAUCCAUGGUCAAUUCCCUGAGGGACACCAGGGACAUCUCUUACACAGGAUGUGUUCUUCAGGUCUUCUUUUUAGUAUUCCUCCUUGCUGCAGAGUAUUUUCUCCUCAUCAUCAUGGCCUAUGACCGCUACGUUGCCAUCUGCAGACCCCUGCACUAUGAGACCCUCCUGGGCAGCAGAGCUUGUGCCCACCUGGCAGCAGCUGCCUGGGCCUCUGCAGGUCUCUAUGCUCUGCUGCACACAGCCAAUACAUUUUCCCUGCCCCUCUGCCAGGGCAAUGCUGUGCACCAGUUCUUCUGUGAGAUCCCCCAGCUCCUCAAGCUCUCCUGCUCCAGAACCUACCUCAGGGAGGUUUGGCUCAUUGUGGUCAGUGCCUGUUUAUUAUUUGGCUGCUUUGUGUUCAUUGUGGUGUCCUAUGUGCAGAUCUUCAGGGCAGUGCUGAGGAUGCCCUCUGAGCAGGGACGCCACAAAGCCUUUGCCACCUGCCUCCCUCACCUGGCUGUGGUCUCCUUGUUUAUCAGCACUGUCAUCCUUGCCUAUAUGAAGCCCCCUUCCAUCUCCUCCAAGUCGCUGGAUCUGGUGCUUGCAGUUCUGUACUCAGUGGUGCCUCCAGCAGUGAACCCUCUCAUCUACAGCCUGAGGAACCAGGAGCUGAAGGCUGCCCUGAGCAAGCUGCUCACUGGAUGCUUUCAGAAGCAAUAAAUUGUUUCUCUUCUCCUGCAGAGCAGCUCUGAUGUCUCUCAGUGCACUCUGCCUUCUGCAUUCUUUUGGUGGUGGUGGUGGAUUUCCACUUUACAAUACUGUGAUGCCCUUCCCAAUCCUCUCUUUGCUUUGUUUUCUGGCCAAGAGUUUGUG